Messenger RNA from Brugia pahangi, 4491 nucleotides. NCBI's taxonomy places the organism in Eukaryota, Metazoa, Nematoda, Chromadorea, Rhabditida, Onchocercidae. The record is from the annotation of a GenBank genome assembly.
AUGUUUAAUGCGUGGCUAUUCGGCCUUACUGCCGUAGCCUUACGUAACGUGAUAGCUGUUGACGUGAUGAAACCAUUUGGAGAUCAUUUUGGGAUCACUGAUGGAACUGAACAAACGCAUCCUGGGACAUAUUUGGUGAUUGCUCCUAAAGUGGUAAGGCCAAGUUUGCCGUAUGCUGUUUCGGUGAAUGUACUAAAAAGUCCGGAAAGUGAUCAUAUUGUAAGAAUUGAAAUUCGAACUAUUCAAAAUGAUACAGUGGGAGCUCGUGUUGUUAAUAAUGUUAAAACAGGUGUACCACAGACAAUAACAAUCGAUGAAUUAUCACCUGAAAUUCUUUUACCUGGCUCAUACUACAAGGUGUAUGUGAGAUGCGAGACGUUAAGUUCGAAAAUUUUAUUUGAGGAUGAAGGCGAUGUCCGUUUUGAUGAGAAAUCACUUUCAGUAUUUAUACAAACCGAUAAAGCAAUCUAUAAGCCUGGAUCUAUUGUGCGAUAUCGUGUAGUAGUGGUAAAACCUGAUUUGAAACCAUAUUCGGAAACACUUUCGGUAAUGAUCAAAGAUCCAAAUCAAAAUAUUAUUAGUCAAAAAAAUGAUCAAACGUUGACAAAAGGAGUGUACUCAAAUGAGUUGGAAUUAUCAGUGGAACCACCACUUGGUGAUUGGCAAAUAAUGGUGAAAACAAAAAGUGGAAUUAAAUUUGAGAAAGAUUUUACGGUGGACAAAUAUGUAUUACCGAAAUUUGAAGUAAACGUGAAAACGCCAAGUUUUAUUACUGUAAACGAUGAUUUAAGCGUUCAUAUUGAGGCUAAGUAUACAUAUGGGAAAGGAGUAUCUGGUAAAGCAAAAGUAACUUUAGAAUUACCUUGGCAUCAUUUUACAGUACCAUUAGUUGUCUCAGAUGAUGGAACUAUUCAAAAGGAGGAGCACGAAAACAUUAUUGAAAGAACGAUAAAUUUGAAUAAUAUGGGAGAAGCAACGAUUGUUUUCACAAAUGAUGAAUUGAAGAAGCAUAAAUUGGUGACAGGAUAUGGUGGUAGCUCGGUGAAAAUUACCGCAACAGUUACCGAAGAUUUGACAGAUAUUAAACGAAAUGCUACCACACAGAUUGUUGCUUAUCGACAUGAUGUUAAACUUGAUAUGGAAAAACAAGGUGAAACAUUCAAACCUGGCCUUGGAUAUAAUAUUGUCAUUACAUUAAAGCAAAUGGAUGAUACACCAAUUAAGGCUACCAUACCUAAACGUGUACAGGUGACAACAUUCUAUAGCUAUUUGUUUGGAACCGAUUCAAUAACACAACAUGAAGAUAAAAAAGUGAAAAUUGUGGAUUUGGAUGCACAUGGAACUGCUGUGAUUACCUUGCAACCACCAAAUAAUUGCACCGAUGCGAGAGUUGAAGCUCAUUAUGAUCGUUCCGGAAAAGACGAAUUCGAGGGUGCAAGCAUUUAUUCAAUUCUUUAUAUUGAACCAAGCAUAAGUCCAUCAAAUAAUUUCUUGCAAUUGAUUGCCGAUCAUACCGGAGUUGUUGAUACGGGGAAAACAUUAUCAUUUACGGUGAAAGCUACUGAACCGUUAUCAACAAUCACUUAUCAGGUAAUAGCUCGUGGAUCAGUAAUUCUUGUCCAGAAUAUGUCAGUUAAUGGUGAUUUAGCAACGAUUACAUUUACUGCGACAUCACAAAUGGCACCAAAAGCAAUGUUAGUCGUAUAUACUGUCCGAGCAUCGAAUCAAGAAAUUUUGGUUGAUGCAACCGAUUUCCGAGUUGAUGGCUUAUUCAGGAACAAUGUUUCACUUACAGCUGAUCAUACUACUGCAGAACCGGGUACUUCAGUAAAAUAUACCAUAAAAGCAGAUCCGGAAUCAUAUUGCGCUUUACUUGCAGUUGAUCAAAGUGUUUUGCUUCUAAAAUCUGGCAAUGAUAUUACAAAAGAUUUGGUGGAACAAGAUGUUGAACAAUAUGAUACAACAAUUGCUGGCCAUGGCUUUCGAUCAUGGGAAGCAGAUUUAAGACGUCGAAAACGAUCCGUCUGGUAUCCGUGGUGGGGUAUUGGUGGUAAAGAUGCUGCAACAAUUUUUGAUAACUCAGGUCUUGUCAUUCUAACUGAUGCACUGCUAUUUCGUGGCCCUGAUGUUGCAAGAUUCGCUCAACCAAUAGUAGCAUAUCCAUUGGGCAGUAAUUUUCAACCUAAUCUAAUGUUAGAAAACGAUGUGAACCAAGCCGGUUCUAUGAAAGGUUCUGAAAUGACACGAAUAAGGAAGAAUUUUCCGGAAUCCUGGAUAUGGAGCGCUACUUUUGCCGCAGAAGAUACCGGAGAAGCUGUUUUCGAAGCGGUUGUACCGGAUACAAUAACAUCCUGGGUUGCAAGUGCUUUUGCUAUCAGUGAUGAGAGUGGUCUUGGAGUUGCUCCAUCUACUUCAAAACUUACAGUAUUUCGACCAUUUUUCAUUCGUAUCAAUUUGCCAUACUCAGUGAAACGUGGAGAAAAAUUUGCUUUGCAAGUGUUAAUUUUUAAUUAUAUGGACAGUGAGCAAGAUGUAACAGUAACACUGAAAGAUGAUGAUGAUAUUGGUUAUAAUUUUUUACAAAAAGAUGGUACUACUAAAAAAUCUAUCAGUAAAAAUGUAAAAGACAAGGAGUAUAAUGUAAGAUUAAUAUCGGUACCAAGUGGUGGUGUAUCUAAAGCAGUUUAUUUUCCCAUUGUACCAACUAAAAUUGGUGAUGUGAUUCUUUCUGUGACAGCACAAUCUGCUAUAGCUGGUGAUGCGGUGGAACAGGUGUUACGAGUUGAGCCGGAAGGAUAUCGAGUAGACAGGAAUACUCUUAUAAUGAUCGAUUUAACACAAACAAAUGAUAGUACUGAAAUUAAAAAACAAAUCGAUAUGCAAUUUCCAAGAGAUGCAGUAGAAGGAUCUCGAAAAGCACGAUUUGAUGUUAUCGGUGAUUUAUUGGGUUCAGCUCUUGCUAAUAUAGAUUCUCUCAUACGUAUGCCUUAUGGUUGUGGUGAACAAAAUAUGAUCAAUUUUGUGCCAAAUAUUGCUGUACUUCACUAUUUAAAAGUUACAAAACAGGCAGGGACGCAAAUUGAAAAUAAAGCUAAAAAGUAUAUGGAAUCUGGUUAUCAACGAGAGCUUACUUACCGAAGAGAUGACCAUUCGUUCUCGGCAUUUGGUCAAAGUGAUAAACAUGGCUCUACAUGGCUUACAGCAUUCGUUGUUCGAUCUUUUAAACAAGCCCAGCAGUUCAUCUUCAUCGAUGAGCAUAUCCUUCAAGAAUCUAUUGCAUUUCUGAAUGCUCAACAACAACAGGAAAAUGGUGCAUUUGCCGAACGUGGCGAAGUUCAUCAUAAAGCGAUGCAAGGUGGUGCAGCUGAAGGUGGUGUAUCACUGACGGCUUACGUCUAUAUAGCACUUCUCGAAAAUGGAGUUCGGGAUGAUAAAGCACAGUACUAUUUGGAGCAGCAUCUCGAGGAAAUCAAAGAUGACCCGUAUGCAUUAGCUAUUGUCACCUAUGUAUUUCAUUUAGCUAAUAGUUCUAGAAAAGAAGAAGCAUUGGAAAUGCUUGAAUCUCAUAAAAAAGAAAAUGCUGAUGGUGUUUACUGGUCUACGAAAAUUGGUCAGGAGAAGCCAAAAGAUACACAACAUUACUUCUACCAGCCAAGACCAGCAGAUGUUGAGAUGACAGCCUAUGUUUUACUUACUUACAUGAUAAGAGAUGAUACUGAUAAAGCUCUGCCUUUGGUGAGAUGGCUUACAUCACAACGAAAUGCAUACGGUGGCUUUAGUAGUACACAGGAUACAGUAAUGGCAUUGCAAGCUUUGGCCACUUAUGCAGCUAAAGUUUAUUCACCGCAACUUAACGUUAGCAUUAUGAUAAUGAAUGGCGCUGAUAAGCAGAAUUUCGAGGUGACAACUGAUAAUGCUAUGGUACUACAAAGUUAUCAGUUGACAAAUUUGGACGAAGGAUUAGAAUUGAAUGCUCGAGGUAAUGGCAUUGUUCUUGCACAACUACAAUAUUCAUAUCAUCGUACCACAAUGAGAGAUGAUCUACCGUUUUAUUGUACAAAGGAAGUUCGUGAAUUGCAUAGUGGCAAUCGAUUACAGCUCGACUUAUGUUGCAAUUACACCAAGCUAGAUUCACGUUCUAAUAUGGCAGUUGCUGAAGUAGAUGCCUUAUCAGGAUUUCGAUUUGACGGUGAUCAACUUGACAAUCUUAUGGAUAUUAGCGAUUUGCAAAGAGCUGAAUUGGACAAAGAGGAUACAAGGAUGAACUUAUACUUCAAUCCUAUUGGUUCAACACCGGUAUGUCUCUCAUUGUACAGUGAUAUGGUUUAUCAGAUAUCAGAACAAAAACCUGCACAAGUUGUCCUCUUUGACUAUUACGAUCCUGAACAACAGGUGAAGACAACCUAUACGGCUAAGCAGACGAGAUCGUUGCAGGAUGCUUGUCCGGAAUGUUGGCCAGCAGUUGAGGCCAACGAAAAGAGUGCAGGAUAA